GGGGUUGAGGCAUUUUGAGCAAAUCUUAUUGGUAAAGUUGUGCAUGUUUUGCCCUUUUAAUUUUUUCAGAGAACCAUUUCCUUUCCGUUUUAACCAUAUUACUGUGUCUGCACACAGUUUGCAUUCAGUUUGUCAGCAAAAUAGCUUUCAGUUUUGAUGAUUUAGAUACACUUCUUUGGUGAGGGACAUGCUUGAUAAGCUAGUUCCAUUUUAAAAUGUUUUAUAUAGAAGAUGAUAGUGAAGAUGAGGAGAAGAUUCAUGAAAGCCCUUUAAGCAAGACAGAAGAUGUUUACCAUGGGAAGGCCCCUCCUGGUAUCCUGUCUCAGACCAUGAAUUACGUGGGACAGCUGGCAGGGCAGGUGAUUGUCACCGUGAAAGAACUCUACAAGGGCAUCAACCAGGCCACCUUGUCCGGGUGCAUUGACGUUAUUGUGGUGCGGCAGCAGGAUGGCACAUAUCAGUGCUCUCCUUUCCACGUGCGCUUUGGGAAGCUGGGCGUCCUGCGGUCCAAGGAGAAAGUGAUUGACAUAGAAAUUAAUGGGGAUGCAGUGGAUCUUCACAUGAAAUUAGGCGAUAAUGGAGAAGCUUUUUUUGUGGAGGAGACCGAAGAGGAAUAUGAAAAACUUCCUGCUUACCUUGCCACUUCACCAAUUCCAACUGAAAAUCAAUUCUUUAAAGAUAUGGACACACCUUUGGUGAAACCAGGGGCAAGUGAAAGACCGUCGCAGAGUUCAGACAUCUCUCACAAAUUAGAAUCGGAGACAGUUUUCACUCCAGGUUCUGUGAAAAAGAAAAAGAGGAGGAGAAAGAAGUGUAAACAGGACAGUAAGAAGGAAGACCAGGCCAUCUCCCCAGCUGCAGAAGAUGCCGUGGACGUGGAGCUGAGCUCUGAUGAAGACAAGGGCACCCCAGCAGUAAGAGGAUCUUCAAAUGCUUCCUUAAAGGAAGAAGAAUAUAAGGAACCUUUGCUGUUCCAUUCUGGGGAUCACUACCCCUUAUCUGAUGGAGACUGGUCCUCUUUAGACAGUGCCUAUUCCCCUGUGCCCUGCCCUAAAAGCGAUUCCGAGCUAGAAGUGAAACCCGGCGAGAGCCUGCUCAGAUCAGAGUCACACAUGGAAUGGACUUGGGGAGGCUUCCCGGAGUCCACUAAGGUCAGCAAAAGAGAGAAACCUGCUGAUCAUCAUCCUAGGACAGCUACAAUUACACCAUCGGAAAAUACCCAUUUUCGGGUAAUUCCCCCUGAAGACAACCUCAUUAGUGAAGUUGAAGAUCGUUUUAUGGAAGAAACCGUCUGUACCAUAGUGAAACCCAAACCCAGAGCCCUGUGUAAGCAGAUGAGUGAUGCGGCUCCUGCAGCAGACCCGCUUGAAUGCCCCCCGGAGCCACCUCUGAUUUCAUCUAUGUUAGAUGUGGACAACUUGCCUGCCCCGUCCCUUGUGGAGGCACCCUCGGACUCAAAACCAGCAGCUAAAGUAGACUCGCCAUCCAAGAAGAAAGGUGUCCAUAAAAGAAGUCAACACCAGGGGCCUGAUGAUAUUUAUCUAGAUGACUUAAAGGCUCUGGAACCUGAAGUAGCAGCACUCUAUUUCCCUAAAAGUGAAUCCGACCCUGGCUCCAGGCAGUGGCCUGAGUCGGACACAUUCUCUGGCUCCCAGUCCCCACAGUCUGUGGGCAGUGCCGCAGCUGACAGUGGCACCGAGUGCCUCUCGGAUUCUGCCAUGGACUUGCCGGACGUCACCCUCUCCCUCUGUGGGGGCCUCAGUGAGAAUGGAGAAAUCUCUAAAGAAAAAUUCAUGGAACAUAUUAUUACUUACCAUGAGUUUGCAGAAAAUCCUGGGCUUAUAGACAAUCCUAACCUUGUGAUUCGGAUCUAUAACCGUUACUAUAACUGGGCUCUGGCUGCUCCCAUGAUCCUCAGCUUGCAAGUAUUCCAGAAAAGUCUGCCAAAGGCCACAGUUGAGUCCUGGGUCAAAGAUAAGAUGCCAAAGAAAUCUGGACGCUGGUGGUUUUGGCGUAAAAGAGAAAACAUGACCAAACAGCUGCCGGAGGCCAAGGAAGGGAAAUCUGAAGUGCCACCAGCUAGUGAGCUGCAGCCCAGUGAGAAGGAGCCAGCCAGUGGCAGGCCAGCCGAGGAUGACUCAUCAAGUGACGACGGCUCACAGGAACUGGAAGAAUCCAUCAAAGUGGACCCUGCACCCACUGAGCCCCCGAGUCACAGCAGUGCCACCUCCUAUAAGAAGUCACUGCGACUCUCGUCAGAGCAGAUCGCAAAACUGAAACUGCAGGAUGGACCCAAUGAUGUUGUAUUUAGUAUCACAACCCAGUAUCAAGGUACCUGCCGCUGUGCUGGCACCAUUUACCUGUGGAACUGGAAUGACAAGAUCAUCAUUUCCGACAUCGAUGGGACAAUUACCAAGUCUGAUGCUCUGGGACAGAUUCUUCCCCAGCUGGGUAAAGACUGGACUCAUCAGGGAAUCGCAAAGCUCUACCAUUCCAUCAAUGAAAAUGGCUACAAGUUUCUGUACUGCUCUGCCCGUGCCAUCGGCAUGGCCGACAUGACACGGGGCUACCUUCACUGGGUCAACGACAAGGGCACCAUCCUGCCCCGAGGCCCCCUGAUGCUGUCGCCCAGCAGCCUGUUUUCUGCCUUCCACAGGGAAGUGAUAGAAAAGAAGCCAGAGAAGUUCAAAAUUGAGUGUCUGAAUGAUAUCAAGAAUCUUUUUGUCCCGUCCAAGCAGCCCUUCUAUGCUGCCUUUGGAAACCGUCCAAAUGAUGUGUACGCUUAUACACAGGUUGGGGUUCCAGACUGCAGAAUAUUCACCGUGAACCCCAAGGGUGAAUUAAUCCAAGAAAGGACGAAAGGAAACAAAUCAUCGUACCACCGACUGAGCGAGCUUGUGGAGCACGUCUUCCCGCUGCUCAACAAGGAGCAGAAUUCUGCCUUCCCGUGCCCUGAGUUCAGCUCCUUCUGCUACUGGCGGGAGCCCAUCCCCAAAGUGGACCUGUACGACCUGGCUUGAGGCACAGCAGCUCCGUGAGGUGCUGGGUCACCCGUCCCACCACAGGGAAGAGGACUGACACUUCUGCUGGACAGAGGACUGGACGCACGCUGACACCCUGGCACCAGCUUGGUGGGGGCAGGAACAGGGCCAGCUCCUGGAUUGGAAGCCGCCACAUCCCUCUUCUUUCCAGCUCUGCAGCUUGGUUGGGGUCCGCGGCUCGGGGCCUGCAGGGACAGCGUGGGGAGCUUGUGUGCCGGGUGCUCCUUGAAUUGCGUGCUUGAAAAGGAUGGAACAGGAAAUCAUGCAUGGGCCAAAGCAGUGCACCGAGUAAAGUGUUCUUUCCACUGGGCAGUUGAGAGUAUUUCUCUCGGAAACCCGGCCUUCCUUCAGGAGGGUGCUGUCCACGGAACUGCGCUGCACUGGCCAGCGGCAGGUUCACACCCCCUGCGCACGGUUCUCUGUGGCCUCCCCUGCCACCCUAAAAUGGGACGCUGACCCCCAGGGUUGCUGGCCCCAGCCCCUUCGGCUGUGGCCUUCUCUGACUAUGCACUGCUGGAGGCCCUUCUUGGAUGUAGUUGGCAGGAACAGAUCUUACAGGGUAACCGUGAUGUCCGAGGGGCCAGUUCUAGCCGCCGGCUAAACCACAGCACAAGAUUGUGCUUUCAGGGGAGCCAGGGAAAUGCUGGUGGGCAGUUGAGUCCUAGAAGAGUCUUUCUCUGACCCCUGCCUGCCACUCAUUGUCCCUACCUGAUGAUCGGCCAGCUGCACGCAGCCGCAGACAGCACUGGGGCAGGCUGUGGCCUCUAGGCCCUCCAGGGUAUUGAGAACCAGGAAUUCCAGGCCAGGUGUUGAUGGCCACCUGGGCAGAGAGGUUGGAGGCUGCCAGAGGACCACAGAUGACCAGGCUUAGGUCUUCAAUGUGGGGAGAGAGGGGAGAACCAGGCUUCAGCUAUGGCCCACACUUUGGAGCAUUCCCCCUCCCCUCUGCCUUCCUCUCCGUGCACGGGGGCCCGUCUCAUGCUGUCAGGUGCCCCCCAGCCCCCUGAGAAGCCAGCAGUUGGGAGUGGUGAUUGUUGCAGUCAAGAGUGCUAGAGACCCCACACGUUUCUGGGAGUCAGGGGAGGAUCAGUUUCUAAAAGCUUCUUCCAGGGCAGUGGUGGGAAGUGCCCCGAGGGGACCUAGCAGGCACCUUGUCUCAGGGCCCCCAGUGCACCUGAACUUCCUGUGCUCCACCCCAGUGUCGCCGCUGGGCUCCUGACCUCUGUAUCACGGGAGGUACUCUCCAUACCCUGCUCCCUUUUAGGUGUCCUCUGGAGGGUCUCACUCACUUCUUUCUUGUUCUUGAUGAACUCUUCUCCCCAGCCUGGUGACCCCGGUUGCCUAAGCCCGAAUCAUGGGACCCCAACCUUUGUCCCUAUGUCCAGAAGCACUAUCCUGUGUCAUUUUGUCUCUGCACAUUGAUCCAGUGGGUACAUAUGCUAAUUAACAUGAAUCGUUUUCCUUAUUUAAAGGAGUUCCUCUUGCUGAAAGUAGAUGAUUACUAUUACUAUAGUGUUAUGAAAGUAUUGUUUGUGCUGAAAAUUCAUUGCCAUUUGGUACAAAUGACGUUUGUUCUUUCUGUGAAAGAGAGAUGACCGUGAGUGUGUUUGUACACAGACCCUCCCGGCAGCCAGCUCGGAAGAGGAAGCCUGUGCUCUGGGCGCCAGGCACGAGGGCAAGCAGAGCAGGCUCUGGAAGGUGUUCUCCCCAUGCCGUGUCCCACAUUCCAGUGCCCCCUCCUGACUUUACCAUGUGCCUCCAUGUCCGUGCUCCGGGCUUUGCAGCUGGGGGGUCAGCACACACACACUCAGCCCGUGUAAGCGCUGCAUCAGUUGAGCUAAGAGACAUCCGUGUAGCUCUCAGAAACUCACUUGAGUUCUGGCCUCAGAGCUGCCAGCAAACCACACAGGAUGUGCAUGGCCCUAAGGAUGUGUCCAAGAAGGUGCAGGCAAGGCCUUUAAAAAGUAGGUAGAAAGUCCAUGCUUUCUUGUUCUGCAAGUUGGCCAGAAGAGAAUGCUGCAGGGAGCUCCGUCUGCCUUGCCCGGUGUCACCCUGGGCUCCCUGGGACGCUGUUUCACCCAGCUCAGCACUCUCAGUUUGAUGGAGUUUUUCUUUAAGUGCUCUCUCCAGGUGGAAAUGACUUUUUGAAGGGUUUGUUUCAGUGAGAAAUGGAGUGGGGAACUUUGCUCUUUUAAUUUAAUGAUUACAGUCUUUGAUGAAGUAUUUGAUUAUUAGCAACCUCACUAAUAAGUUUUAAGUUGUCAGAAAUUAAUUGUAACACCGGUUCAAUACUCUUAGUUAUGGCAGAGACGGUUGUCUUAAAAUGAAUGGUUCAUUUUUUGGUGCAGUGUUUGAUGUUCAAAACAAAAUGUUACAACAAUAAAUAAACAUAAAGCAACA
Molecule: messenger RNA, 5441 nt
Organism: Sorex fumeus (smoky shrew)
Lineage: Eukaryota; Metazoa; Chordata; Mammalia; Eulipotyphla; Soricidae
Gene: LPIN2
Product: lipin 2
Exons: 20
Coding region: 216-3020 (934 amino acids)
Biological process (GO): fatty acid catabolic process; positive regulation of transcription by RNA polymerase II; cellular response to insulin stimulus
Cellular component (GO): endoplasmic reticulum membrane; cytosol; nucleus
Molecular function (GO): phosphatidate phosphatase activity; transcription coactivator activity
Source: RefSeq, a predicted model, not a curated record